UUUAUGAAAAAAGAACCCCACAACUCAGCUUCCUAAUCUAAAAGACUAACUCCAUUGCUGAGCUCGAGCAUGCCGUUUUGCUCUGAUUGUUGUGCGGAUUUGAAUUUGGUUGAAUUUCAAUGCUUGUUCUAGCUUGAGAUUUUGAAUUGAAAGACUGAGAUUUGCGUGGCCAUUGUUUUUAAAAAAUUUUUUUGGUGAUUUAUUUUAAAAUUGAUGGGACAAAGUGAAGCUAUUUCAGAUUUUGCGCCAAAAAAAUUGGCGCGGCAGUUAGAGUUUACGGCGAUUUGUAGAUCAUCGGCGAAUGUGGCUUUAACACCAUCUCAGGAGCCACAACCACAUCUAAAUUUACAGCCACAUGCACCACAGCCGCCACCUCAGCAGGUUCAACGUCAGCCACUUUCGCAUUUUCAAUUACAAACGCCACCGAAGCAGGCGUCGGCAAUGGCUCAAUUUCAUGCUCGGUCAGAGCAAGUGCCGGUGGCGCGUCGGAUUCCUCAUCCCGCAGAGAAUCUUCCGCUGACAACAUUGACGCUGGCCAAGCAAGAGUCUCCUGGAUCACGUCCAAGAAAUAAUGUAGAUGCAAAAGAUGGUACUCCUAAGAAAAUAAAGCGCUGUAAUUGCAAAAAUUCACAAUGCUUGAAGUUGUAUUGUGAGUGCUUUGCUGCUGGAUUACAUUGUAAUGGUUGCAAUUGCUUAAAUUGUUAUAAUAAUGUGGAGAACGAGGAUGCUAGGCAAAAGGCUGUUGGAGCUACCUUAGAGCGCAAUCCAAAUGCCUUUAGACCAAAGAUUGCUGGCAGUCCACAUGGCUCUCUGGAUGCUAGAGAAGACACGAUGGACACUCAAAUGAUUGGAAAGCAUAAUAAAGGAUGCCAGUGCAAGAAAUCAGGUUGUCUUAAGAAGUACUGCGAGUGCUUCCAAGCAAAUAUUUUGUGCUCUGACAAUUGCAAAUGCAUGGACUGCAAGAAUUCUGUAGGAAGUGAAGAAAGGAGGUCUCUCUUUCAUGGCAAUCAUAAUGGCAGAGCCUGCAUGCAACGAACAGCAAAUGCAGCCAUUAAUGGGGCCAUUGGAUCAGCUGGCUAUGUUACCCCUGUAACAUUGGAGAAGAGAAAAAGCAAGGAACUCUUAGGCAGUGUAACUAUAGAUCAAUCCGAAAAAUACCAACAGGAAAAUCAUGUGAAAAUAUCUGCAACUUCUUCUCCUUCCUCUGUCCCAGUUUCACAUUAUGCAACUGGAUCGGGGGCUUCAAAAUUCACAUACAAGUCCCCUUUGUCAGGCAUACUUCAACCACAUGAUGUGAAGGAGAUAUGCUCUCUCUUGGUCAUACUUUCACAAGAAACCACAAAGGCACUUGCAGGCAAAAUGGAUAGGCAACCUGAGAGAGAAAACAAUCAUAGUUUUGAAUCUAAUUCAGCUUCGUCCACACAAGGGAGGGGAGAUAGCGGACAUGGAAAUUAUGCCCGUAGAACUUUGAGUGAUGAUUGUAUGGAUAGACGCAAAACAGGAAGAGAGAGCAAUGAUGCUCCAGGAAAUAGAGUUGAUCUGGAAAAUGGAAGGCCAGCAUCACCAGAAAUUGAUUUGAUGUGCCAUGAACAAGAAAUAGUAUUUAUGGAAGCUGCAUCACCAAUACGGAUGGGAGUACUCUCUCAAAACAAAACCCAGAUAUCAUCUAAUGGACAUGAGUGCUCCGAUGUUUAUGCUGAGCAAGAAAGGCUAAUUUUGACCAGGUUCCAGAAUUUUCUCAGUAGCCUCAUCGCUUGUGGGAGCAUGAAAGAAACAUUGCACUCCAUCACAAGGCUUAAAAUAGGGAACCAACAAGAACAAGCAGAGAUGGAGAACACAUAUUCUGGAAAUGUAGAACAUUACAAGAAGGCUUACAGUAUUGAAGAUGCAAAAUCUUCUGUAGCUGCAAUUUCUGCUUCUAACAGCAUCUGCCUGUAAUGUCUGGCAGUACCUGUUAAAAAUAGAGAGAUUAAUCCAGAAAGUAAGAGAUAAAUGGGAGGAAAGUUGCUCAGAAUAACAUACAUCCGCCUGUGCAAUGAGGUAACCAUUUCCGGCUGUUCUCAAGGAAUUAAUAAAGAAUUAUAUAAAAAUAAUUCAUUUAGAUGGUUGGUGAUGUUUCUUUUAAUGAUAAAUUAUUUUUGUGAGUCUAAAUAUUCCUAUUUAACCAGAUUGAACAUAAAUGCUCCCAUUGUAGCUAUAUGCAAAUGAGCUAAUUUUUUUACUAUUAUGAGGUAAAUUAUAUUUAAUAAUUUUAAGAUUAAAUGCAUAAGUUUACUCGUAAACUUUAUCUAAAACACUUAGUAGCACAUUAAAUUUUAAAAACUUUCCACUUCACAUUUAAACUUUAUAAAAGUGAUAUUAAGUAAACCAUGCUAUCUUAGUUCGUAGAAAGCGUGAUAAUACAUAAAUGAGAAAUGAGUGAGCUAAUAAAAAUCCUGAUAUGAAAAAAAAA
Molecule: messenger RNA, 2452 nt
Organism: Manihot esculenta (cassava)
Lineage: Eukaryota; Viridiplantae; Streptophyta; Magnoliopsida; Malpighiales; Euphorbiaceae
Product: protein tesmin/TSO1-like CXC 7
Biological process (GO): regulation of DNA-templated transcription
Cellular component (GO): nucleus
Source: RefSeq, a predicted model, not a curated record